This is a messenger RNA of Aspergillus terreus NIH2624, 2085 nucleotides long. RefSeq names its product ABC-F family ATP-binding cassette domain-containing protein. The record is from RefSeq and is a predicted model, not a curated record. The coding region runs from base 1 to 2085 and encodes 694 amino acids. The transcript has 6 exons. Lineage: Eukaryota; Fungi; Ascomycota; Eurotiomycetes; Eurotiales; Aspergillaceae. Gene Ontology annotation, molecular function: ATP binding; ATP hydrolysis activity.
AUGAAGCCAUCCAUCAUUGCGACUUGCAAACAGACGAGGUUUCACCUUCUUGAUGAUCGACCAUCCCAGGAGGUACUAUCUACACCACAGAUGGACCUUCGAUCGUUGACUAACGUGCCGUCUCAGAUCGAUGUCGAAGGACUUACCAUUGCAGUUGCAGCCGCACGCGAAACUACCUCAGACGACUCCUCUAGGCUAAAAUCCAAAUGGAAGUCGCAAUGGAACGGGAAAAUCAAAAAUGAGGUCAUUCGGCAUAUGAAUGGUAUGCUUCCUAUUCUUGAUGACAUCUACAAACAUGCUGACGGGCACCGGGCUCAAGUCCUGUCCAAAAGUUUCGAGACAGAGGACCCCCUAGAGCCGGUUCUCGCUAUCCGUAGAAUCCGCCAUGAGCGAACGGAAAAGCAGCUCUUUUUGGCACAGAAGAAUGCCAGUCUCAAGAGUGGUACUAGAGGACUACAAGCACGGAAAGACCUCAAGGUCGUGGAGGCCAAGCAUCAAACUUCCCUUGAACUAUUGGGUCAGCAGAAAGAAGCUAUCGACGCCGACGCUAUCAAGGAAGACACACAAGCUGCGGUGGAGACACUCCACGACCUGCAGUCACAGUUCGAGGCUAGUCAGAUGAAACUCGUUGAUAUCGAACAACAAGCCCGCCAAAUCCUCAUCGGCUUGGGCUUUCGCGAAAGUGCCUUCGACAAACCAUUCCUGACCAUGUCGGGUGGCUGGCGGAUGCGAUGCAUGUUGGCCAGCGUACUGAUUCAGAACCCGGAUAUUAUGAUCCUGGACGAGCCCACGAACUUCCUGGACCUUCUGGGAGUGGUAUGGUUGGAGAACUACCUCCAACAGUUGCGCGACAUCUCAACGACCACCAUUGUCCUGGUCUCGCACGACAGGGAUUUCAUCAACGCCGUCUGCGAAGAGAUCGUCAUACUCCGCGAUGAAAAGCUCACCUACUUCAGAGGAAACUUGUCCGCAUACGAGAAGGAUUUUGAAGAACAGAAGCUGUACUGGGGCCGCAUGAAGGAAGCCCAGGAGCGACAAACCGCACACAUGGAAGCCACCGUUCGCGAAGCUGUCAAGACCGGAAAGAAGACCAACGAUGAGAACAAGCUACGGAUGGCCAAGUCGCGGCAAAAGAAACUCGACAACCGGAUGGGAAUCCAAGUCAACGCUAACGGAGGCCGGUUCAAACUUAACCGUGACCUUGCGGGCUGGCACUUCAGUGCACGCGCUGAAAUCGAAGUGCCCACGGAUGAGAAGGGCGCGACAAUGGCCCUACCUGAUGCCACUGAGCUGCGGUUUCCGGGUCCUCUGAUCUCUCUAGAAGGAGUGACAUUCAAAUACAAACCUACUGACACACCGAUCUUGAACGCAAUUGACCUUGUUGUUCAUAUGGGCGAUCGAGUGGGUAUCAUGGGUCUCAAUGGCGCUGGAAAAUCGACCCUAGUCCGUGUGCUGGUCGGAGGUGCCCUGCCGACUAAGGGCAAGGUCGCGAAUCAUUCCAGGCUGAAGCUGGGGUACUAUGCGCAGCAUUCCAUUGAAGAAUUGCAGGAACUAGGCCAGAGCGACCCCAGUUUGACUGCACUGGGGGUGAUGUCGAAAGUCGUUGAUGGCACGCUUAACGAAGGGGAACUUAGAGGACUGCUGGCAACAUUAGGCCUCCAGGGGCGAGUAGUCUCCGACGUCGCUGUCUCCCGACUCUCCGGCGGCCAACUAGUACGCCUAGCGCUGGCGAAGGUGAUUUGGAAUUCUCCGCAUCUGCUUGUGCUGGAUGAAAUUACUACACAUCUGGACUUCCAUACCGUCACAGCACUUGCGUCUGCGCUGUCCUCUUUCAACGGAGCCAUCCUGCUGGUAUCGCACGACCGAUUCCUCAUGCGCUCAGUCAUAGAAGGAAAGCGCGAUCUGGACCACCAGUUAGAUGAAGACUUUGAGGGGGUAGAUGAAGAAAAAGACGAAAAUCAAAGCAGAAGGCGCACCGUGUAUGUCUUGAAAGGCGGCACGCUGCGGGAGCAGAGCAAUGGGGUGGAGCAGUUUGAACAGAGUCUGGUGAAGAGAGUCCAAAAAAUGCUCCCUAUGCCACGAUAG